Messenger RNA from Acanthochromis polyacanthus (spiny chromis), 2076 nucleotides. RefSeq names its product kinetochore protein NDC80 homolog. NCBI's taxonomy places the organism in Eukaryota, Metazoa, Chordata, Actinopteri, Pomacentridae. Bases 1 to 1887 code for a protein of 628 amino acids. The record is from RefSeq and is a predicted model, not a curated record. Gene Ontology annotation, biological process: attachment of mitotic spindle microtubules to kinetochore. The transcript has 16 exons. Gene Ontology annotation, cellular component: Ndc80 complex.
AUGAGUCAAGCAGCAGCAGGCAGCAGCAGGAUGACCAUGGUGUCCACAACACCCCGGAGCACAUUUGGGAAACUCAGUGGCAUCCCCAAACCCCAGUCUGGGACCUCUGAGACACGAAGCAGCUUCUUUGGUGCCCGGACCAGUGGAGCUAGCAUGCUGCGUAACAGCACCAUGUCGGGGUUCGGAGGAACCGAGAAGAUCAAAGAUACCAGACCUCUGCAUGAUAAAUCUUUUGUUCAGCAGUGUAUCAGGCAGCUGCAGGAGUUCCUGACAGAGCAGGGCUACCCAGGAACUUUGUCAUCCAAGACCCUCCAGUCUCCCUCCACCAAGGAGUUUGUCAAGAUGUUUGAGUUCAUUUAUCAGCAGCUAGACCCAACCUUUGAGAUGCCAAAGUCAAAAGUUGAGGAGGAGAUUCCAGCUCUCCUGAAAGCCUUGAGGUAUCCAUUUGUUCUCUCCAAGUCUUCCAUGUAUUCUGUCGGAGCUCCCCACACCUGGCCUCAAGCCUUGGCUGCUCUUAUUUGGCUAAUCGAUAGCGUCAAGAUCUACCGGAAUUUGAGUCGGCAGGAUCUGCUAUCCAGUGACUUCUGUAAAGAUGGUGGCAGCAUGGAGGAGGGAGCCGAGUAUAACAAGCUCUUCCUGGACCACACAGCUGAAACAUACUCCAAGUUCAUGCAGGGUCAGGAUACAUUUGAGGAGGAGGAUGAAGCUUUCCUUACUAAAUUGAAGACACUUUACAAUGUUGAUGAAGCCCUGCUGGCCUCGAUGGAGGAGAAGCACAGGAUGCUCAGUAAAGAGGUUGAACAGCUGGAGGAGGAGAGUCAGACCGACCGUCUAAUGUCCAAGAGAAUGGAAAAGGACAAGUUGCAGGCAGACCUGAAGAAACUCCAGAGUUAUCGAAGCAGCCUGGAGACUUUCCAAGCCAGUCUGGAGAAGAAAGCUUCAGAACUGGAAGAUGAGCUGGACACCACUGUCAGUCAUCUGGAAACUCUGAAACAUGAGAGGAAUGAAGUGCAACACCUCCUGCAGAAGCAGAAGUUUACUCCAGCUGAUCUAGAGAGGAUCACCAGAGAGAAGAGGGAACUCCAGCAGACCAUCUCCAGUCUCAGCAAGUCUCUGGAAGAUGCUGAACAGCACAAGUGGAAUGAAGAGAUGGCGUUUGCCAAAGUCAAAGAGAAGGCAGAGUUGAAACUGGCAGAGUACCACAAGCUGGCCCGUAAACUGAAGCUGAUCCCGCCGUUGGCAGAGAACGCCUGCUGUCAUGACUUUGAGAUCAGACCUUCUGAAUGUGGGCCUGGCAGCAUGGUUCAGCAGAAAACACAGGUACUAACUGCUCACGAUCAGAUGCUUCUGAGAAAGCUGAUCAGUGACGUGGAGGAGGAGAACAGUCAAUUAACCAACGCCAAACUCAGCCUGGAGGAGUCUUGUGAACAGGUUAAUUUCAACAUCACAGACAAGUCCAAUGAUGUGAAACGGCUGAGAGAGCAGAUGCGCAAACUGGAUGAACGGCUGGAUUCUGACAUGCAGGAAAGUGCUCGUGAGGAACAAGAGUGGGCCGCAGAGAUGGAGUCUGUGGAAAAUCACCGUAAACUUCUGGAAAAGAAAGUAAAUUAUGGAUAUGAUGAGGCUGUGCAACAACUGAAGGCGGCUCAACAAGAGUAUCACCUGGUGCUGCAGGAGACCAACGAGGAGAGGCGAACGGUAGCCAACAACCUGGUGUCUGUAUUUAGCACAGCUGCAGACCACCUGUCCAUCACAGAGAAGUCCCUGGAGGACCUGCACAGGAAAGUGCAGCAGAUCUGCUCGAAGUCUGUAGAAGAAGACAAGGCUGCUGUACAGAAGAUGCAGGAAGCCUUUAAGAGCUUCAAGUCUAAGGCCAGUGGUUUAUAAAGAGGCCGCAGGAUGGAACUGCUUUGAAGAACAUUGGAAAUGUGGAUUAUAUUUAUUUUCAGUUAAUAUAUGUACUGUAUGGCAUCAGAUCUUGCAUUGAUAUUUUAAGAUUGAAAUGAGAAUAAAGGUCAGAAUAAACAAAUGAAAAUUGGCUUUCUUUUUUCUAAAAUGAAACUAAAAACAGCUGAG